Salvia miltiorrhiza (redroot sage) is the source of this 828-nucleotide messenger RNA. RefSeq lists its product as uncharacterized. NCBI's taxonomy places the organism in Eukaryota, Viridiplantae, Streptophyta, Magnoliopsida, Lamiales, Lamiaceae. Bases 1 to 828 code for a protein of 275 amino acids. The record is from RefSeq and is a predicted model, not a curated record. The transcript has 3 exons.
AUGUGCUUGGGAGAGGAGGACAUGGUUGAAAUAGAGAAGAGCAAUGAUGGAGGCAUUUCUUCAAAAAUGCAAAAUGAUAAGGAAAAGAAGAAGGAAACGUACAAAGCUCCACCUCCUUAUUGCCCACCAAUCCCCUUUCCUCAAAGGCUUCCCAAGAAGAAUGUGGAGAUUGAGUUCUCCAAAUUCCUUGAAAUUUUUCGGAAGAAGAAGAAAUUGGAAGAAUUUGAGAUGGUCAACCUCACCGAAGAAUGUUGUGCCGUUCUUCAAAAGAAGCUACCCAUCAAGAUCAAAGAUCCCGGGAGCUUUACCAUCCCAUGUGAUGUUGGUAAUGGUCGUUGUGGUAAGGCCUUAUGUGAUUUGGGAGCAAGCAUAAACUUGAUGCCUCUCUCAAUUUUCAACAAGUUUGAAAUUGGAACCAUUAAGCCAACCACAAUUGCUCUACAAAUGGCGGACCGUUCCGUUUCAUAUCCGAAGGGGAUAGUGGAGGAUGUUUUGGUGAAGGUUGACAACUUCAUUUUUCCGGUGGACUUUGUAGUGUUGGACAUGGUGGAGGACAAAGACGUGCCUUUGAUUCUUGGACGUCCAUUCUUGGCAACGAGGAGAGCCCUAAUUGAUGUUGCAAAGGCUCCCAAGCACAAAGAUGGGGAAGAAAGAAUGAAAAUGGAGGAAUGCAAAAUGAUGCAAGUGAUCGAACCUUGCAUCAACUUGAAGGAAAAAUUGAAGAAAGAAAAGGGAGAGGAGAAAGAUCCAAGCUUGGAGUUGAAGCUUCUCCCCACACACUUGAAGUAUGCAUUCUUUGGUGAGAAUGAGAUACAUCCAACGGAGUAA